This is a messenger RNA of Spirometra erinaceieuropaei, 3259 nucleotides long. The record is from the annotation of a GenBank genome assembly. Lineage: Eukaryota; Metazoa; Platyhelminthes; Cestoda; Diphyllobothriidea; Diphyllobothriidae.
AUGGCCCUGCUCCAGGAACUUCAUAGUUGCUUUCUUAACAAUGGCCUCUAUUAUUUUACAGCAGAUACAGGUUAGACUAACAGGCCGGUAAUCGUUAGCAUUAGUGCGAGCCCGCCCUUGUAUAUCGGAGAGAUAUUUGCUGUCUUCCAUUCCGAUGGCAGUCUCCCUUAUUCGAAUGACGAGCGGAAGAUGUGUGCCAGUGGUUUGGAGAAUUCAUUCGCCAUUUUUUUCAAGAAUUUGGCCGGAAUAUUGUCCGGACCCGAUGACUUGGCCUCUUUGAGAUUUUUCAGCUCCCAUUCCACGGCAGCUGUCGGGAAGAAGAUGGAGUCAAGCACAGACCAACAGUCUCAAGAGCACUGCCGGCACUGCAACAACGAAACUCUGUUUCUCUAGUAAAAACCGAGGCAAAAUACUGUCCUAAGUGUUCGGCUUUCUCGCUGUUCUCAAUGAUCUCUACACCAUUAUCAUCCUUCAGCACGGCGACCGGGUCCUUAUUUUUCAGUCUACUGUUAAGACAGUGAAACAGCAUCUAAGGCUUCUGUUCAGCCUGUCGGAUAAUUUUGGAUUCAUACUCUUUCCGUGCCUGACGGAUACAUUUCUUGACUGCAUUUCGUUGACGACGAAAUUCUUCGAAAUGCGCUGGUGACGCAGUUUCCCUGAAUAUUUUCCAUCGUUUACUUAUCUUCCGUAGCUGCCUAUUUAGGUCCCUAGUUAACCAAGGAGGUCGAAAAGUUGUUUUUUUUUGUACUUUGGGAGGACAACAGGGUGUAGGGGGCGUCAGCGGUGGGUUCAUGUGAUGGUCGUAGUGGUCGCUCACUUGCUUGCAGGUUAGACUACGCCCAGCGUCCAUUUGCUAUCAACCAACUCUCAUCUGUGGCUCCACGUAGCUGGGCUCUGCUCAGCGGCCACACCCCGGGCAACCGUCUCGACCGGCGGGCUAAACCAGGUGAGGGGGCCCUGUGCGCUGUGUCGCGUGCACAUUGUUUGCGGAUUCCGCUGGAUGGAAGGUCGGAUGGUACCUUGCGUCGGCACUGCCUUGACGUGAUUAGUCUCUGAACGCCGCUGGACAGCUGGUGACGGGAUGGAUCUCCACAUCGACAUCGCCUUGACGUGCCUACCUACGCCGUCGGAGACCGGGGCUUACGGCGAAUUCGAGUCGCUUUCCACUACAACCCGAAGUCGUGGUCCCAUAGUAGAGUUCGGCCGUGCCACAACGGCACAUGGCAGCCCUAUUCAGGGAUGGCACUGUCAGCCCCCACGAGGGGAAGGGCCUAGAAAAGGUGGCCUAAACAUUGCUCGGUACCACGCCGUCUCCAGGCUAGCCAGGGCCGCAGACGUCUAAUAAUGGUCGAAACAAUCAAAAUCGAACCAACAACAAUACCAAUAACAACAAGAACUGUACUCAUUCUCCUCAUCCUACCUCUUCUUCCUCUUCCUCUGCCUAUUCUUCUCCUUCGUCACCUUCUUCUCCAUCUCCUUCCCGUCGCCCCAUUCGUUGUCGCCAGACUGGCAGGGUGAGUCCGCUCACUCUGGCAGCCUGGAAUUUUCGUCCUCUUUUAGACAAUCCGAGGAGCAACCGACCGGAACGGAGGACAGCGUUAGUGGCACGAAAACUGGCGCGCUACAAGGUGGACAUCGCCGCACUCAGCGAGACCCGCUUCUCCGAACAAGGCCAACUGGAAGAGGUGGGAGACCGUUACACCUUCUACUGGAGUGGUCGACCCAGGGCAGAGCAACGAGACGCGGGUGUCGCCUUCGCUAUCCGGAACGAAAUCGUAAGACGACUGCCCAGUUUGCCGCAAGGCAUCAACGAUCGCCUGAUGCGCCUCCGCCUGCCUCUCCGGGGUGGGGGCAAAUUCGCCACCAUCAUCAGCGCCUACGCUCCAACGAUGACCAAACCCGACGCCGACAGAGAAAAAUUCUACGAGGACCUGCACGCCCUCUUGGCGACUGUGCCGAAGGCGGACAAGUUGAUUGUCCUUGGCGACUUCAACGCCCGCGUCCGCACAGACCAUGCUGCCUGGAGAGGAGUGCUGGGUCCCCACGGUCUCCGCGGCUCAAACGACAAUGGUCUGCUGCUGCUCCGCACCUGCGCAGAACACCGCCUCAUCCUGACGAACACCUUCUUCUGUCUGCCGGAGCGAGAGAAGGCCACUUGGAGGCAUCCUCGGUCGCGUCAGUGGCACCUGCAGGACUAGGUCCUCGUCCGGAGGCGAGAUCAGCGGGACUUGCUGGUGACGAAGGAGAUCGCGGGUGCUGACGGGUGGACCGACCAUCGCCUCGUCAUCUUGAAAAUGCCUAUUCGCCUACAGCCUCGCAGGAGACCACAAGGUAAGUGACCCCCAGGUAGGCCGAAUGUUGCCUUGUUGUCUUUGCCCGCUCACCAUCUUCAUUUCAGCAAUGAGCUAGCUCAACGGCUAGACAACCUUCCUAUCGCUGCCGCGGCCGCUGCCGAGAACGCCUCCGUGGAGAACCGCUGGUGUCAACUGCGAGACACGGUCCAGUCGACGGCGCUCGCCGUCCUUGGUCGCGCUCCCCGCCAACACCAGGACUGGUUCGACGACAACGACGCCGCCAUCAGAAAUCUGCUUGCCGCGAAGAACCGCCUACACAAAGCCUACGUCGAUCACCCCACUGACGACAACAAAGUUGCUUUCUACCGCAGUCGCCGCCACGUCCAACAGCGACUGCGCGAGAUGCAGGACGCCUGGACUGCUUGCAAAGCUGAGGAGAUCCAAGGCUACGCGGACCGCAACGAAUGGAAGAACUUCUCUGCGAUCAAAGCUGUCUACGGUCCGCCGACGAAGGGCACUGCUCCUCUCCUCAGCGCCGACGGCAGCACUCUCCUGACUGAGAAGACGCAAAUCCUACAGCGAUGGGCCAAGCAUUUCCGGGCGUCCUCAACCGCCCCUCCGCCAUCUCCGACGCCGCCAUCGAGCGUUUGCCGCAAGUGGAGACCAACGCGGACCUCGACCUCCCGCCAUCACUCCAGGAGAACAUCAGGGCCGUGCAGCAACUCUCCAGCGGGAAAGCACCCGGAUCGGACGCAAUCCCUGCUGAGGUCUACAAGCACGGAGGUCCCCAACUGACAGAUCACCUGACUGCGCUCUUCCAGGAGAUGUGGCGUCAAGGUGAAAUCCCGCAAGAUUUCAAAGACGCAACCAUCGUGCAUCUCUACAAGCGCAAAGAGAAUCGCCAAGUCUGCGACAAUCACCGCGGCAUCUCCCUGCUGAACAUCGCUGGGAAGAUCUUCGCAUGA